Molecule: messenger RNA, 579 nt
Organism: Apiotrichum porosum
Lineage: Eukaryota; Fungi; Basidiomycota; Tremellomycetes; Trichosporonales; Trichosporonaceae
Exons: 3
Coding region: 1-579 (192 amino acids)
Source: RefSeq, a predicted model, not a curated record
AUGCUCCUCAUCAAGGUCGUCCUUGCCGCCCUAGCCACUUUGCCACUCGCCACCGCUGGAACAUCCUCCGCCGCAUCGGCCCUCCCCACAGCCGAGGUGUGCAACCAUGCUCCCACCGUACCCCCCGCAGCCGUGUUCGACUACCCCCAGGCGGCCAAUUGGUGGACACUCACAAAGGACAACCGUGCGGCGUGGAACUGGACCAACUGCCCGCCGGAACUCAACUCCACGACUCUGACGCUCACCGUGACCAACAAUAACACUGCCCUUCUGAAUGGCACAUCGCCAUUGGUCUGGGUAUCUGGAAUGCCCGCGACGGGGAUCAAUGCCUACGUCUCGCCCGUCAGCGGCCUGGAGACCUGGGCCAAGCCCGGUGGCGGCUACGUACUGACCUUGACCAACAACAACCAUACUGCUGUGUACGCCACCUCGGCAUCGUUUGAGAUCAAGGCCAGCAACGCUACAGUGGACCCAGCUGCCACCGUUGCCAAGUCUGGCACGGACCGUGUUCCCUCGUCCUCUGUGUUCAGCAUCGGCCUCGCUCUGCUUGGGGUGGCGGGUAUGGGGAUGAUUGUCUGA